UUUCUCUUAGUCAAUUAGUCAGUGUCGAUUGUCGAUCUGCCUAGUAUUGGCAAGUAUCGGCAGAUAAUUUGCUGUAAUCAUAAGGCAGAUUACAGACGAACAAAUGCUUUUGAAGUCCUUGGUACAUGUUGAGUGAUGCUCUAGUUCAAACAUCGUCGCUGAGAAGAAAACAAACAAGAUGAAUGCAACAGUAGACGGUAAAAGAAUACAGGAUCUUCCACCGAAAGGAGGCUAUGGUCACAUACAAACGGAAAGAAUAAAAUUACGCAGCAUUGUCGGCGCUAGAAGCACAAUUGCGUUGUUCCUAGCCACCACGUUCGGCGGACUGUAUGCCUAUUACCUAAGUUUCAAACAAGUUAGACGUCAACAGAUUGAGAUGAGAAGUGCACGUUGGGCUAUAUUUCCAGCAUUGUUGGCGGAACGAGAUAGAGCUGUCUUGAAACAAAUGAGACGUAAUCGCGACAUCGAGACAGAAUUGAUGAAAAAUGUUGAAGGAUGGGAAGUGGGAACAUACUAUGGAGAACCGAUAUACUUUUUGGACGAUCCAAAUCAGUAUAGAGAUCCAAUUAUCCUCGAACAUUUUGCGCAUUCUGAUCCAGAUUCAUAUUGCGAACGAAUUGAACGUCAUUUGUGGAUCUAAUAAUGUGACAAAAUCGGAAAGUAGUAUGUUAAUAACGAGUAUAAUUAUUGCGAGUUAUAAUUAUGAAUAAUCUUUUUAAAUUAUAAGUUACAAUAAAGUCGUAAUAUUUCUGU
Trachymyrmex septentrionalis is the source of this 753-nucleotide messenger RNA. It is a transcript of the gene ND-B16.6, whose product is annotated as NADH dehydrogenase [ubiquinone] 1 alpha subcomplex subunit 13. NCBI's taxonomy places the organism in Eukaryota, Metazoa, Arthropoda, Insecta, Hymenoptera, Formicidae. The record is from RefSeq and is a predicted model, not a curated record. The transcript is spliced from 3 exons. The coding region runs from base 179 to 640 and encodes 153 amino acids.